AUGACCCUGGGGAUGAUCCGACAACGUUAUUGGAUCCCUAGAGGCCGAGCCAUCGUAAAACAACAAAUUCUUUGCUGCGUGACUUGUGUGCGUUGGCGGGCGGCGACGCCACAGCAGCUAAUGGGUAGUCUGCCCCGCGAACGGGUAACGCCAGCUAGACCAUUCUUACAUACCGGCGUCGACUACGCCGGAUCUAUUUUGCUGCGGACAACGAAAGGACGAGGCCAUCGAGCGCACAAGGCUUUCAUCUCCGUAUUCGUCUGCCUUUCUACAAGGGCCGUGCAUCUGGAAGUUGUAUCGGACUAUACGGGCGAGGCUUUCCUAGCGGCAUUGCGUCGUUUCACUUCUUGUCGCGGAUCGUGCCAGACCAUCCACAGUGACUGCGGGACGACUUUCGUGGGAGCAGACACACAGCUACGGGCCUUCUUCGCUGCCAGCAGUCCAGAACAACGGGCGAUCAUCAGGCAGCUCGCCGCCGAUAGAAUUACAUGGCGAUUCAACCCACCUUCGGCGCCUCAUUUCGGCGGAAUAUGGGAGGCUGCCGUCAAGUCUCUCAAGCAUCAUUUGAGGCGGGUGUUGGGAGAUGCAUCUCUGACCUACGAGGAGAUGAGCACUCUCCUCGCUUAG
Formica exsecta is the source of this 627-nucleotide messenger RNA. RefSeq lists its product as uncharacterized. Bases 1 to 627 code for a protein of 208 amino acids. Gene Ontology annotation, molecular function: nucleic acid binding. Lineage: Eukaryota; Metazoa; Arthropoda; Insecta; Hymenoptera; Formicidae. The transcript has a single exon. The record is from RefSeq and is a predicted model, not a curated record. Gene Ontology annotation, biological process: DNA integration.